CCGCUGAAACGACGACGUAUCGUCCUGCCGCCUUAAACUUACAUCCUGCGAUGCUGUUGGUUUUUGCUUUGGCGCUGGAUAUCCGGGAAAUAACAUCUCGUCUGCAGCAACAACGCCUUUUGCGCUCAUCUACGAGGAACACUUUCUUCGAAAUGCGGUCUUGAGGGGGUCUGUGGAAGAUGAGCCGGCCCAUUAAGAUGGUGGUCGUGGGCGACGGCAUGGUGGGAAAAACGUGCCUCCUUAUCUCUUUCACGACUGGUGCCUUUCCAGACGGAGCUUACGAACCAACUGUAUUUGACAACUACGCUGGGAGCCUCGUCUGCGAUGGUGUUACCACGAACCUCACCCUGUGGGAUACGGCUGGACAAGAAGAUUACGAGCGGCUCAGACCACUUUCAUAUCCAGGGACAGACGUCUUCCUUCUUUGCUACAGCAUCAGUAGCGAGGCCUCAUUCAACAAUAUUCUCACAAAGUGGCAACCUGAAUUGAAGCAUCAUUGCCCACACACUCCAUACAUCCUGGUUGCUACAAAGGCAGACUUACGGCAAGCACAAGAUCCGCCUCAAGAUCUCGUUCCAAGAGCUGCUGGAAAGAAAUUAGCGUCCAAAAUAAAGGCAUUUAGCUACGUCGAGUGUUCAGCCAAAUCCGGGAUGGCCGUCAAAGAGGUAUUUGAAGAAGCAGCGAGGUCGGUGCUCAAGCCCAAGCCCGUUAAAAAAGGACGCUGCCUCAUUUUAUAAGAUCCAAUUGACGAUUUCCGGACAGUUUUCCCUACGUUUCUGAGACAGAUGCUUGUUCUUGUAAAUAAGCUAUUUUAUAUGCUUUCUCUCUGUGUGCACAGACAUUCAGCUAUGAUGAACGCAAAGUCUUGUGCGGCAAGGCUGAUAUCGCAGAAUACAUCGUGUGUAGUGAAACAUCAGGCUGUUUGAAUGAAACGAUCGUACCAGGCAAAGUUGCACGCUGGUGCCAAGUUAUUUUCCACAUGGAAAAGUGUCUCCCUCACUCACCCAAAUUUAAUACGUACAAAACUCCCUUUUCAUAUAGUAUACAGGCCAGGUCUGAAGAUGGUUCAAGUGGCCAAGGUUACUUACGCUUUAUUAAAAUACAAAAACAGCACUGGCAACCAAAAAAAGUUUAAAACAGUUAAAAUCACAAUGUUUUGAAAACCAUACGGGCUUCAUAAUCAGAAAUGACAUUCAUCGUGCUAUUUAUCGAGCAUCCGGAGGUGGAAUAUGCCACGAUUGGGGAUGUCUCUUACUCCCUCGUUUGCCAGAAUGUUCGAAAUAUAUGGUGCAUACCGUGCAUCAAAAACAGAGUCCCCUUUAAAGUUUCCUGGUCGGCAGAAAGAGUGACUACGGCAACUUUACGUGGCAGCAUGGUCAGGAGCUCGGCUCAAAGCGGAGAGCAAGAAAGACACUCGCUUCGUGGAAGAAAAUCUAUAGCAGAGUCAGAGGAAGAAGCUCGAGACAUCGGUUUCCCCAGUGGUGUUGUGAGAGUGAGAUCACAAAGAAGGCUGAACGUCCAAGAAUCGCUUUCGAAUUGUGCAUGGAAAAGAAUUCCCUGGAAUGCAAUACCAUCAGUUAAUGAUUAAAAGAGAUAUCGAAUUAA
This is a messenger RNA of Ornithodoros turicata, 1605 nucleotides long. RefSeq names its product ras-related protein ced-10-like. Gene Ontology annotation, biological process: small GTPase-mediated signal transduction. Bases 180 to 737 code for a protein of 185 amino acids. NCBI's taxonomy places the organism in Eukaryota, Metazoa, Arthropoda, Arachnida, Ixodida, Argasidae. The transcript has 6 exons. Gene Ontology annotation, molecular function: GTPase activity; GTP binding. The record is from RefSeq and is a predicted model, not a curated record.